AUGGCGAAGGCCGUCGACAAGCGUCAGGCAUACAGCAUUAUCGGACUUGCCGCACUGCAGGUCAUUUUCCAGGUCGUCAUCGGCGCCGUGACGGGCACCAAGCUCGACCAAGGGGAUCUGUGCCAGCUCAACCUCGACCCACAGAGCGGCCGGGUGUGCGAUUUCGUGUACAACACCGUGGGCUUCGGCCUGCUGUUCUCCCUCAUCCUGAUUGGUACAGUGUACUAUACCCUAGCCAAAGCCCGUCCCGGGACCCUCACGGCAGGGGCCACCAUCGGCCUGGCCGCCUACGCUUUCUUCUGGUACCUGGUGUUCUCCAUCACCAUCUCCAUCCGCGGCCGGCAGGCGACCGAUGCUGGGCAGCCUGGCACCGUGGACCGUAACACUGUGGUGGGCCUGUCCUGGAUCGUGACCUUUGCAUUCCUGGCCAUCGCCAUCCUGGCCAUCUGGGAGCGCCACGUGAACAAGCUGCCCGUGGUGGACGAUGAGCUCAAACGCUCCUUCCUGUACAAGGUGGAGAAGGUGUCCUCCAGUGGCUCCGGCAACUCGCCCAAGGCUGCGGCCGAGGUGGAGUCGCGGUCCCUGUCCACCGUCCAGGAGGCGCAUGAGGGGCUGAAGGCCAGGCCCCAGUGA
Messenger RNA from Auxenochlorella protothecoides, 633 nucleotides. RefSeq lists its product as hypothetical. The record is from RefSeq and is a predicted model, not a curated record. The transcript is spliced from 3 exons. The coding region runs from base 1 to 633 and encodes 210 amino acids. NCBI's taxonomy places the organism in Eukaryota, Viridiplantae, Chlorophyta, Trebouxiophyceae, Chlorellales, Chlorellaceae.